This is a messenger RNA of Anas platyrhynchos (mallard), 1186 nucleotides long. The record is from RefSeq and is a predicted model, not a curated record. NCBI's taxonomy places the organism in Eukaryota, Metazoa, Chordata, Aves, Anseriformes, Anatidae.
AUGGCAGGAAUGCCAGACCUCCUGCAGGCAGAAAAACCGUGGAGGACAGGGAAAAGCGAGACCCCGUCCCAUCCUCAUCGCCUCACGGGCUCGCCUCACGGGCUCGCCUCACGGGCUCGCCUCACGGGCUCGCCUCACGGGCUCGCCUCACGGGCUCGCCUCACGGGCUCGCCUCACGGGCUCGCCUCACGGGCUCGCCUCACGGGCUCGCCUCACGGGCUCGCCUCACGGGCUCGCCUCACGGGCUCGCCUCACGGGCUCGCCUCACGGGCUCGCCUCACGGGCUCCGCUCGGCGCCUUGACGCGGGGCGGAGCCGCUCAGCGCUGGCGCGGUGCCGCCGCUCGGUGCCGCCGCCCCCCGGCCGCACCGACCACCUGAUCCCGCUCCGCCCGCCGCAGCCGCAGCCUUUGUGUGAGGAGCGGGGCGGCGCGGGGCGGCCCCAUGAGGCGGUGAGGGAUGGCGGCGGUGGCGGCGGCGGGCGGCCGCCGGGCCCCGACUCGUCGCUGGAGCCGUACGUGCAGACCCGCAUCUUCAAGAUCAUCGUGAUCGGCGACUCCAACGUGGGCAAGACGUGCCUGACCUUCCGCUUCUGCGGGGGCACCUUCCCCGACAAGACCGAGGCCACCAUCGGCGUGGACUUCCGCGAGAAGACGGUGGAGAUCGAGGGCGAGCGCAUCAAGGUGCAAGUGUGGGACACGGCUGGCCAGGAGAGGUUUCGGAAGAGCAUGGUAGAGCACUACUAUCGCAACGUGCAUGCCGUCGUCUUCGUUUACGACGUCACGAAGAUGACUUCCUUCACCAACCUCAAGAUGUGGAUCGAGGAGUGCAACGGGCACGCGGUGCCCCCCCUGGUCCCCAAGGUGCUGGUGGGGAACAAGUGUGACUUGAAGGACCUGAUCCAGGUGCCGUCCAGCAUGGCCCUGAAGUUCGCUGACGCUCACAACAUGCUGUUGUUCGAGACCUCAGCCAAGGACCCUAAGGAGAGCCAGAACGUGGAGUCCAUCUUCAUGUGCCUGGCCUGCCGGCUCAAGGCGCAGAAAUCGCUGCUCUACCGCGAUGUGGAGAGGCGGCCGGGCCGGGGGCACCGCCUGGAGCUGACGCGCGACGCCAACGGUAAAAACGCCUGCCCGUGCUGAGCCGGGCGGCCCCGCCGCUGCUAACAAUAAAGUCUGUGAGGCUGCACUG